This is a messenger RNA of Lipotes vexillifer (Yangtze River dolphin), 908 nucleotides long. It is a transcript of the gene WBP2, whose product is annotated as WW domain binding protein 2. Gene Ontology annotation, cellular component: nucleus. The transcript is spliced from 8 exons. The coding region runs from base 123 to 908 and encodes 261 amino acids. NCBI's taxonomy places the organism in Eukaryota, Metazoa, Chordata, Mammalia, Artiodactyla, Lipotidae. Gene Ontology annotation, molecular function: chromatin DNA binding; transcription coactivator activity. The record is from RefSeq and is a predicted model, not a curated record. Gene Ontology annotation, biological process: positive regulation of DNA-templated transcription.
GGGCCAGCCUCCGCGCAAGGGCUGAUUGGCUGACUCUAAUACGAACGACGCCACUAGGGGUGGGCCGAGGAAGGGCGCAAGCGCACUGCGUUCCGAGUCUCGGGACCCUUUUCCGAGAGACUAUGGCGCUCAACAAGAAUCACUCGGAGGGCGGCGGAGUGAUCGUCAACAAUACCGAGAGCAUCCUGAUGUCCUAUGACCAUGUAGAACUUACGUUCAGUGACAUGAGGAAUGUGCCAGACUCCUUCAAAGGGACCAAGAAAGGCACCGUCUACCUGACCCCGUACCGGGUCAUCUUUCUGUCCAAGGGGAAGGAUGCCAUGCAGUCCUUCAUGAUGCCGUUUUAUCUGAUGAAGGACUGUGAGAUCAAGCAGCCUGUGUUUGGAGCAAACUACAUCAAGGGAACAGUGAAGGCUGAAGCAGGAGGUGGCUGGGAAGGCUCUGCGUCGUACAAGUUUACCUUUAUGGCAGGGGGCGCCAUCGAAUUUGGACAGCGGAUGCUACAGGUGGCAUCUCAAGCGUCCCGAGGUGAAGCCCCCAACGGAGCCUAUGGUUACUCUUACAUGCCCAGCGGGGCCUAUGUCUUCCCCCCACCAGUCGCCAAUGGAAUGUACCCCUGCCCUCCUGGCUACCCCUGUCCACUGCCCCCAGCUGAGUUCUAUCCGGGACCUCCCAUGAUGGAUGGGGCCAUGGGGUACAUGCAGCCCCCGCCGCCGCCCUACCCUGGGCCCAUGGAGCCUCCGGUCAGCGGCCCCGAUGUCCCCUCCACUCCUGCAGCUGAAGCCAAGGCCGCCGAAGCAGCCGCCAGCGCCUAUUACAACCCAGGCAACCCACACAAUGUCUACAUGCCCACGAGCCAGCCUCCACCGCCUCCUUACUACCCCCCAGAAGAUAAGAAGACCCAGUAG